Messenger RNA from Prunus dulcis (almond), 1711 nucleotides. RefSeq lists its product as uncharacterized. Bases 582 to 1226 code for a protein of 214 amino acids. The record is from RefSeq and is a predicted model, not a curated record. NCBI's taxonomy places the organism in Eukaryota, Viridiplantae, Streptophyta, Magnoliopsida, Rosales, Rosaceae. The transcript has 2 exons.
ACCAUCAGUAAGAUCUUCAUCUACUUCUGUUUUCAUUCGUUUGAUUCUUUCACUUUUGUUUUAGAUCUUUGGGUUGGUUUUACAGACCUGCGGCUCAAAAUUUCAGAGAUGGGUUUGGUUUUUUUAUUCUAAAGUUUGGAUCUUUUUUCGAAGUUUAUAUGAAUGAUCGAUUGUUUGAUUGUCUAAUUGGGUCUCGGGGUUUUAAAUCACUGUUUUGAGGUGCAGUAAUUUUGUAUUUCUUUGGCUGAUUCAUUUUGCAUUUGCGUGUGUGGCUUGCCUGGUGCAUAUUCAGCGUACUUGAACUCAUAGGUGUAAUUGGUAGAUGCGUCAAUGAUCUCAAAAUAGAAAACAAGAUCAGUUUAAUUCCGCAGUGGAAAAAGUUUAGUUUUCUGCCAAAUUUACUGUGUAUUCUUCUUCUUCUUCAGUUCUGAGUUUUAGAAAUGUGUGAUGUUGGCUGACAUUAUUGGCUAUAAGACACCUUCAAUGCCCCAGUUAAUCUUCAUCACACUUGCUUUGAGAUACUGCUGCAAUAACCUUUUCUAGUGGUGAUGUGUUAAGUGAGACGGUUGGUUGUGGUCAAUAUGUGGAAUUUUGCAUCCAGCUGCAUAGCUGGAAGUGUUGGAUUAAAAAAUGAUUCUCUAAGGCCAACACAAGCUGCUUCUGAAUGUUCUGAUGAUGAGGGUUCUUCUGUUGUUGGGAGAGAGGAAGGACUAGAGUGCCCCAUAUGCUGGGAGUCCUUCAACAUUGUCGAAAAUGUGCCCUACGUUUUAUGGUGUGGCCAUACCCUCUGUAAAAAUUGCAUUCUGGGACUGCAAUGGGCUGUUGUGAAAUUCCCCACUUUACCAAUUCAGCUUCCGCUUUUUAUCUCAUGCCCAUGGUGCAAUCUCUUGUCCUUCCGGCUGGUUUACAGGGGAAAUCUCAAAUUCCCACGCAAGAACUACUUUCUUCUUUGGAUGGUUGAGAGUAUGAAUGGUGAUAGGGUUAAGUCUCAUUCUACCUUCUCCGGUGAUAAUCACGCUGUCUGGCCAGCAAAUGGAAAUGCAUCCGUGGGAAGUCAAGUGAGCCACACUCACCACCGGAGGGUGCACCAUAUUCGCCAUAUCGAGCCAUCGGCUAUAUUGGCUUUGUACAUACUUAUCACGGUUGUGUUUGCUCUCCCAUCGUUUCUUCUUCUGUACUUUGCAUAUCCAAGUUUGGAUUGGCUUGUCAGGGAAAUCAUCACCUGAGGUGCUAUUGGCUUGCUUUGUUUACAAGCACUGUGAAUAUAAGUUUUCUUCUACAUGAUGGUGCCCUCCUAUCCGUAACUCUAGUAUUCAAUUCGACGACGUACCAGUUUCCAUGAUGCAAUGUUAUUUUUCUACCAAAGCUGCUUGAUCUCAGCACAACCCUUCUCUGAUAUUGUCAGAAUCAUUUCAGCUCUUGUAGACGUUCACUUGGGCAUGUUAGUUUCUCAAAUUUUGGUUCAGGAAGAUUAGAUGCAAUGCAAUUAUCACAUCUUCCAGCAGAGGAUUGCUUCAUGCAUAUGCAAUGCUCUUGCUAGAAUACAGAAUACUUAGGACAUACAGGGUAUUUGUAUGAAGACUUGUGUUUAAUAAUAUGUUUUUAUAGUUCUAUUACUUUUGUGCUGCGUAGUUCUAGGUAUGAUGGUGGUGGAUUUUGAACAACAUUGUUUAUUAUGGUUAUUUCAUUAAAAAAGAAUAUUGGUUGUACA